GCAAAAACAACGCCGCACCUCCAACGAAGUCCAAUCAGCUGAUUGUGACAAAACAACACAGAGCUGUGCUAAGGGCGUAACCAUUUUGUCGAAAAAUUCUGUCCCACUGUGUAACGUCUGGCAGUAUGUUUUAAAUGGGCCACCUUGUAUAUGAUACACACGAUAUUUCAAGACUUACCUUGUUUAUGUUUUUAACAAUUCUGACGAAUAUGUCUGCAUCAUUACACAAGGUUUUUGUCUAUGGGACACUGAAAACGGGGGAACCCAAUCAUUACUGGUUCGACAAGGAUAAAGAAGGAUAUUACAAAUUCCUUUUCAACGCAAAAACAAAAGAAAAAUUUCCUUUGAUUAUAGCGACCGAAUUUAACAUACCAUUCCUUUUAUACAGUCCAGGAAGUGGACAAAAUGUUAUGGGCGAAGUUUACGAGGUGGAUGACAAAGUCUUGGCUAAAUUGGACAUACUAGAGGAGCAUCCCGAUUUUUAUGUAAGAGAAUUAUACGAUGUAGUACGUUCGGAUGGUGACAACGAAAUCGUAAAAGUGUGGAUUUACAUGAUAAAAAAGUUCAAACCAGAUUAUCUGACGCACACAACGUAUGAAAACUACAGUAGCCACGGAAGCCACGGACGACCAUACUCUACAAGAAAUUUUGUUCCAGUGACGCUUCAACAUUAGACGACCUUAACUGAACUGUCUUGGCUCUGCAAUAAAACUUUUACAACA
Molecule: messenger RNA, 722 nt
Organism: Aethina tumida (small hive beetle)
Lineage: Eukaryota; Metazoa; Arthropoda; Insecta; Coleoptera; Nitidulidae
Product: putative gamma-glutamylcyclotransferase CG2811
Exons: 5
Coding region: 135-674 (179 amino acids)
Molecular function (GO): gamma-glutamylaminecyclotransferase activity
Source: RefSeq, a predicted model, not a curated record